AUGAGCGAAGAAACGCCGAAGCUUUCGAAGAAACAGCUUAAGGCACUCAGAUUCAAGGCUAAGAAAUCAGAUAAGGCUGCUGAGAAGUUGGAAAAAGUUGAAACUAGCAUCAAAGAAGUGAAAGAGAAGAAGGAAUCGGAGAAGAGAAAAAAUGAAACUGCAGAAGGUGUGCAUCCAAGGAAGAAGAGAAAGACUAGAAGAGGACAUCAUGGAAGAGGUAAGAAUGGUGCACAUAAUGGACCAAGAUUUCUUUUAUUUGUUGGAAAUCUUCCCUAUAGCAUUGAUGAAAAGACUCUCAGAGAGCAUUUUAAAGCUGGAAAUCCCGAUUUAAUACGAAUAAGAAAGGACAAAGGAAUUGCAUUUCUAGAGUUUCUGACUGCCAAGGGUCAUAUACAAGGAAGAAUCGAUGCUUGUUUGGCUCUUCACCAUUCGGUGCUGAAUAACAGAAGAAUUAAUGUUGAACUUACUGCCGGAGGAGGUGGUAAUUCGAAAAACAGAAUUGAGAAGAUAAAAGAAAAGAACGAGAAAUUGAUAAAGAAACGUGUGGAGAAAAUUAAGAAGGAGAAGAAGUCAAAGGAAAGUUCAGAUACAGCUGACUCUAGUACUCCGGAUGAAACAGAUCUGGCAUUGAAAUCAGGAAGUGGUAUUCAUCCAUCCAGACUCGCCAUGAUAGAGAAGAGUAAAAACUGA
Brettanomyces bruxellensis is the source of this 690-nucleotide messenger RNA. RefSeq lists its product as uncharacterized. The transcript has a single exon. Bases 1 to 690 code for a protein of 229 amino acids. The record is from RefSeq and is a predicted model, not a curated record. Lineage: Eukaryota; Fungi; Ascomycota; Pichiomycetes; Pichiales; Pichiaceae. Gene Ontology annotation, molecular function: RNA binding.